Molecule: messenger RNA, 1159 nt
Organism: Saccostrea cuccullata (small rock oyster)
Lineage: Eukaryota; Metazoa; Mollusca; Bivalvia; Ostreida; Ostreidae
Exons: 10
Biological process (GO): lipid metabolic process
Source: RefSeq, a predicted model, not a curated record
AAUACUGAUGGGAGGGAGUUUUUCUUCCAAACCGAUAACAGAUUCGCAAGAGACAACCGAAAAAGAUGCCAGAACACACAACUAUAUCGUAGGUCUUCUAAACAGAGACGUUGACAAUGAUUCUGACGAACCAGAAACAUCAGAAGAGGAUUUUCCAAUAUCUUUGGACCUUAGAGAUUUUGAGGACCCGUUUCCUUUUGAAAAUCUUGUGUUUGAGGGAGGCGGAGCUAAAGGUGUGGCUUAUCCGGGGGCUAUCCAGGCCUUGGAAGAACUAGGGCUGAUAAAGCAAAUUAAACGCUUUGCUGGAACAAGUGUUGGUUCAAUGACUGCUUGCAUGGUAGCCCUUGGUUACAAUUCCACGAAAAUAAAAGAAGUUUUGGAGAAAGAUUUCAGAACGUUCUAUGAUGCAAGAUUAGGACGAUUAAGUCUUAUACCAAAUAUGUUGUUCCAUCUGGGAUGGCAGCCAAUGAACACAUUAUUUGAAUUUUUUGGAGAUCUUGUUGCGGAAAAGCUUGGGAAUAAAGAUGCUACCUUUAAAGAUUUGUACACAAAAACUGGGAAGGAGCUUUGUAUCGUGGUGAUGAAUGUAAACAAUAUGGAGGAAGAGUACUUCCACCUUAAAACAACUCCCAAUGUUCCUCUCAGAAUGGCUAUGCGCAUGUCAGCCAGCUUGCCAGGAUUGAUGCAACCCGUUCAAUAUGUAAUAUCCGGCCAAAAAAAUCUCUAUAUAGACGGAGGAAUUCUGGUUAACUAUCCCAUUUCGUGUUUUGAUGGGUGGUGGUUAUCAAUGAAGAAAGAAGAUACAUUUUUCAAAAGGUUACAACCAAUGGAGAAAAUUCAUUAUAUUAUGGACAAAAGACAGAGGUUUGCUCGGGAUGAAUUGAAAGCCUCAAAAACUUUGGGUUUUGUAUUGUAUAGUGAUAAUGAACAGCAGAGCUUCAGAGACGUGUACGAGAGUAGAGAAAACAGACGAAUAGUGUACCCCGAUACAAAAAUGGGCAGACAAGCUACACAAAGAAUGAAAAAAGAAAUGAAGCUGAGAAAAGAACAUGUGCUUGUAAAAGACGCCAUUAAUAAAUUUUUAGAGCUUUCAUCGAAAUUUGACGAGAACAGCGAUGAGACAAUAAGUAAGGAUGAGCUGGCAGCUAUCUUAAAUGAC